UCAAGGAAAAAACACAUGGAUGGCGCGGAGAGCGUCAUGAAUUAAUAUCUUCUUUCCCUUAAAUUUUGUGUCAUUUGUGACCACAGUUGCGGGUUGUAUUGUCUAUCAUGGGGUCCGAGAACUGCUUUAUGACAAAAGAACAUCUCAACGAACGAAUUCUUCGUUCUCCAUGGUCAGAAUACCCUUUGCCACCGUUACACCGCGCUUGCCGAGAUGGAGAUGUGCAAAGUUUGUUAUAUCUUGUUAUUCAGGGUGACCGACUCGAGGUCUUUCGCUGUGUAAACGAGAAGGAUCAGUUCUUAAUGUGGACUCCAGCUCACUGGGCAGCAUACUUUGGUCAUCUGGAAUGUCUUAUGCGGCUCGUCAGCUGUGGCCUUAGCCUUGAUGUCAUGGAUGGUAGACUCAAGCAAACAACUUUACAUUUGGCAGCAUUUGCUGGAAAUGCCCUUGUGCUAGACUGGAUUCUUCAUGCUGGAGCAUCUAUUGAUAAACAAGAUAGCCUGGGGGAAACUGCUGUGCACAAAGCUGUACGUGGUGAUAGUGUUGAGUGUUUGGAAGUGUUACAGAAGUACAAAGCACCAAUGAAUAUGCCCAAUAGCAGUCAACAAACCCCAUAUGAAAUAGCACUCUCACUUAAAGGCCAAUGUAUAGAAUACUUCAGGGUUGUUCUUGAUUUAAAAUAUUCAGCUGGGCCAAUUUCUAGAUCUGGUAAGCGCUCACUUGAUGAUGAUGAUGAUCUGGAAAACUCUGCGAAGAAAUCAAGGAAUGAUUCAGAUCAUUUAGCCAUCAACCAAAAUGGCUUUCACACUCCUAUUCAUAAUGACCAAGAAAUCCUUUCCAUGAUGGAAGCCAAUGGACAGUAUCCUCUUAUAGAAAAAAGGGAAAGCAGUCCAUUUAACAGACAACUAAAUGGAACUGUCAAUGGAGAAAGAAAUGAACACAUGAAUGGGGAUUGCGAUAUGCAGGAAGAUCAUAGCUCUAAUGGCCAGAAUGCUUUACAUACUGAAAGUACUUAUUUCACUCAGUCACCAAUAAGAUGCCUGACACUCUGUGGCCACCUUCAGUAAAGUACAUAAUCUCUUUCUUGUAAAAAACUUUUUAAUAACUUUUGUAAUUUGAAUUUACUUCAUAUUUCACUAUUCAGACCUGCACUACAUAAAUAUCUUGUAUAAUAAUAAUCAUUUUGAUUGUUUCUAAAAGCAAUUUUUUAAACUAUUAUUUUAAACUAAAUGGAUUUACUUAGGAUCCACCCAACUAUGAAGUCAAAUGAUGUYCUUUCUGUUAUUGGUCCUUCAUGGCUUGACAAAUUUUGCUAGCAUCUUUUCUUAACGUGAUAUUUAUUGAAUGUCACUAGAUUUUUACAGCCAGAUAUUCUUUUUUAGAAAACUGACAACUGUGGAAUCUUUAUAUCUUGUGCUCAUUUUGAUGAUACCAAAUGGUUUUGUGUUUUUUCCUUUUUUUUCCUCUGAAAAUGGGUAAACCAACCCACUGCUCAUUAAAAUUUGUAGAUUCUAAAAUCAUCUGACUUCAUAAUGAUUUCAUCGCAUGACCUCAUCCAGUUAUCUUUUUUGUCAAACCUAUAUUUUGUACUGUUGGGGGAGACAUAAUUAUAGGGUUUAUGGUUUUUGGAAAAUUUUUACCUAGCUUUUUGGAAAAUUGUUUUUGAAUAUGGUUUUACAGUUUCAUCCAAGUCUGUGGUAUGCAGAUUUUGCAACUUUUGGACUUGGUUUUUGCUGAAGUCCAAUAAUCUAUGCUGUAUUUACGUUUCUGUCUUUUUACUCUAGUUUGGACUGAAUUUGAGUAAGAAUGUGAAUGCAGUUUCAGUCAACUUUUGACAGGGUAUUGCAGUUUUUGCCCAAUUUUCAUGGUUUGGUGGUCUUGGUACACCUACACUGGCACCCUCUGUACAUUGUCAUUCCAUACACUAUCACAAGUUUCUGCUAGACAUGAUGAGCUGUGUUAAAAAACAAAAAAUACCUUGAAGGGUUAUGAUAGUCCUUUGAGUCCCUUCCCUACAGAAUUUUCUAUAAAACAGCUAAAACAUGCUUCCUUCAUGAUUCUUAGAAAUGAACAGUCCACACUGUUUUUUUAUUCAAUCAGUCACAAAGGUACCAUACGUGGAGAUAAAAAUGAUAUAUAGAAAUCAAACUUUGUUUUUGUAGCUAGAUGCGUACUUGUUUAUAGUAUUCCAAAGACAUAAACAUCAAAUAUGUAUAGGUAGCUAUUUUAAAAGACAAUAAUGGCAAUGCAAUGUUAGUGAUUUUACUUAACCUGUGGGGAAAAAAUUACUUGUUUAUGUUUGAUAGCUAAAUAGGCACUAUGAAAAAGGAUGAAAGUAAGAUCUACUAACCUGUAUUAUUAGUAUAAACCUACUAAUAGCCUAUCACAAAUCCUUUGUUCUGAUUGGCUGAGUACUAGCGAAUAGUGCCAGUUUUGAAAACCAAAACAACGCAAAAAGUAAAGUUAUUUCAAUUUAAUUUCAAAGGUAUUUGUAUCCAUUUAUUUGACAGAUCCUCAGGUUCAUAAUAAAGCAUUUAGAUCCUUU
Actinia tenebrosa (Australian red waratah sea anemone) is the source of this 2545-nucleotide messenger RNA. RefSeq names its product ankyrin repeat domain-containing protein 61. Gene Ontology annotation, molecular function: protein binding. The record is from RefSeq and is a predicted model, not a curated record. Lineage: Eukaryota; Metazoa; Cnidaria; Anthozoa; Actiniaria; Actiniidae.